Molecule: messenger RNA, 1530 nt
Organism: Trichoderma atroviride IMI 206040
Lineage: Eukaryota; Fungi; Ascomycota; Sordariomycetes; Hypocreales; Hypocreaceae
Source: RefSeq, a predicted model, not a curated record
AUGGCGGUUGAGCUGAGGCUUCUUGGUGGUUGCAAAAUCUCGGCGUGGGCCAACCCUUUCGAAGAAGCCAAGCCCCACGUAUCAGAAUGGACGGCCAAGGAGAUUGCCACAAUCUCGUCUCGGCUUGAUAAACAGCUGGGACCCGAAUACAUCUCGUCACGCGCUGGCCCUGGCGGUACCCGGGUCCAUUAUCUCACUGCCGAAAAGGUGAUUGGCCUUGCCAACGAAGUUUUUGGCUUCAACGGAUGGUCGUCUUCGAUACAAAAUAUCCAAGUCGAUUUUGCCGACGAAAAUCCCCAGACACAACGCGUGAGCAUCGGAUUAUCCGUCAUCGUUCGGGUCACUCUCCGAAAUGGCACCUACCACGAGGACGUUGGUUACGGCUCCAUAGAGAACGCAAAGGGGAAAGCAAUGGCCUUUGAAAAGGCAAAAAAGGAGGGAACGACGGAUGCUUUGAAACGGACGCUGAGGAACUUCGGCAAUGUGUUGGGCAACUGCAUUUACGACCAAGACUACGUUAAGCAGGUUACCAAGAUCAAGACUCAGCCAAACAAGAAGUUUGAUCCGGAUAACCUUCAUCGACAUUCGGAUUUUGUGAAAAGGGAGCCUACAAAGGACAUAACCAUGAAUAAUGCGAACAACAACGGGGCCAAGAGUGGUGCUCCUGCCGCCGCCACUACUGCUCCCACCUCCGCUGCUACAGGAUUCAAACCAGAGCCCAUGGACUCGUUUGAUGACUUCUUAGGGGGUAUGCUGUCCUCAGACGAACUUGACGAGGCGGACUUUUGCGUACCAGGGGAAGGCCACCCAGAUGAGAUUGUACUUCCCAGCGCUGCCAACCCAUCCCACGACAAGCCGGCUGGACAAACGGCAAAGCCUAUACUAGGAAACAACAUGAAUCGCCCGCCGCAGCCGCAACCGUAUACUCCAAGACAAGGACAGCCGCAACGACCGCAGAAUGCCCCUCAGAAUGCCCCGCAAGCCAAAGAUUCUCCAAUGGCACCUCCUCAGCAGCCACCUCCAGGGGAACCAGUGGCAUUCUUCUCGGCGAGAGCUACACUUGAUCCAAACCAAUCCAACGGCAACCAACAUCAACAAAAGCAACUCUUCAAUCCCAAAGCUGAAAGCCCUUCUAUACGAAAAACACCUGGAAUCGAUCACACAUCGUCUAAGCCCGUGGCGAGAAACGGCCAGCAUGUCCCUCCGGCUAAUAGCCAGGCGCAGUCUGCGACGCCAAGUGGUAACACAGGAGGCUUUACGUCACUGCGGCAAUCAAUCAGCAGCUCUCAAGCCAAGACCGGUGCAAUGAACACAUCACUAGACCAAGCGCGCAGACUAGGGGCGCCGGGUGGUCCAGGCAGUCCUCUUGCAAAUCGAGGUCAAUAUAAGCCUCCGACGAUGAAGCGAACUCUCCCAGCUGAAGGAAAUGGAACUAAUGGAGCAAGAUCUCCGUUGGUUGAUAUCCCGACGAAUGCAACGAAUGCUAAUGACGGAGACGGCUUGGAUGCGAAGAGACAAAAGGUGGCAUAG